CUCAUUCACCCAGUCACUCACUAACUCACCCACCCACCCACCAGGGCCGUAUUAUCCGAUAGGCCACAGUAGACACUGUGACCACGUCUUUUUGUUGUUGUUGUUUAUUUUACGCACAAAAAAAUGUCACCAAGAUUUCUUCUUAUCAUCCGGCCAUGCCAACUGUCGAAGAGGAGGGACGAGCGGGCGAUGGACGCAACCGAGGGAGACGUCGGCGUGGAGAGGGAGGAGGAGAGAGGAGAGGGAAUUGUGGAGAGGCUGUCGGGUGGAGGGCAGAGGGUGGAGGAGGAGAAGGUGGUGGAGGUGGUGGAGGAGGAGGUGGUGAAGGUGGUGGAGGAGGUGGUGGUAGGCGAGAGGGUAGAGGGACGUGAGGAGGUGACGAAGGAGGAGAGAGUGGACAGGGAGAGCGAUAAGGUAGAGUUGGUGAAGGUGGUGGAGUUGGUGGAGUUGGUGGAGUUGGUGGAGGGGAGAGAUAGCGGGGAGAGAGUCGAGAUGGAGGAGGAGGGUUUGGGAGAGGGAGUGAAGGAGGCAGAGGAGGGAGUGAAGGAUGAGCAUGAAGAGGGAGUGAAGGAGGCAGGGGAAGCAGUGAAGGAGGCAGGAGAGGGAGUGAAGGAGGCAGAGGAGGCAGUGAAGGAGAUACGGGAGGGAGUGAAGGAAACAGGCGAGGGAGUGAAGGAUGAGCAGGACGAGGGAGUGAACGAGGCAGAGGAGGGAGUGAAGGAGGCAGAGGAGGCAGUGAAGGAGACAGGGGAGGCAGUGAAGGAAACAGAGGAGGGAGUGAAAGAAACAGGGGAGGCAGUGAAGGAGACACGGGAGGCAGUGAAGGAGACACGGGAGGGAGUGAAGGAAACAGGGGAGGCAGUGAAGGAUGAGCAGGAGGAGGCAGUGAAGGAGACCCGGGAGGGAAUGAAGGAAACAGGGGAGGGAGUGAAGGAGGCAGUGAAGGAGGCACGGGAGGGAGUGAAGGAAACAGAGGAGGCAGUGAAGGAGGCAGUGACGGACGAGCAGGAGGAGGGUUUGGUGUGCGGGGUGGUUGCGGCGUCCAUCUCGCGAGCCGCCCGCACCGUGACGACGGAGACUCGGCUGCAGCGCAGCCACGCGGCGGACAUCGCGUGGGUCUCCUGCGCCCAGUUCACCGCCGAGGUCGGCCGCGGGCAGAUCGAGGAGUUUCUCACGACGUGGCGACGCUCCCCGCUGUGGCUCCACUGCACGGAGUUUGUGGGCGAGGAGCGCUGCGCGUGGGGGCGCCGCUGCCGCUACCGCGUCACCUGGAGCCUCCCCACGGCGCAUGCCCCCAUCCCCAGCGCCAGCGCGCAGACACACUUCACCCUCCUCGUCGCCAGCGGCAGGCCGCCGGACUCCCCCGUGGAGGUGUCCUUCACCUUCGAGGGCAGCGGCCUCGUCCACAGGCCGGGGAUCUCUGUGUUCCGUGAGCGCUGGCUCAGCGACAUCCUGGAGAGCAAGAGACUCCUCCUGGAGACGCGGUGCCUGACAGCGACACCACCAACAACAACAAUAGCAGCAACAACAACAACAACAGCAGCAACAAUAACAGCAGCAGCAGCAACAACAGCAGCGACCAUUCACUGCUGAACGCCACCACCACCGCCACCACAUUCACUAAUCACCUACCACCACCACCACCAACAACAGCAGCGGCAGCAACAACAGCAGCGACCAUUCACCGCUGAACGCCACACCACCGCCACCACAUUCACUCAACCACCACCACUACCACCACCUCCACCACUACCACCAUCACCUCCAUUCAACAC
Molecule: messenger RNA, 1775 nt
Organism: Lethenteron reissneri (Far Eastern brook lamprey)
Lineage: Eukaryota; Metazoa; Chordata; Hyperoartia; Petromyzontiformes; Petromyzontidae
Gene: AKAP14
Product: A-kinase anchoring protein 14
Cellular component (GO): cAMP-dependent protein kinase complex
Molecular function (GO): protein kinase A regulatory subunit binding
Source: RefSeq, a predicted model, not a curated record